Molecule: messenger RNA, 918 nt
Organism: Cryptomeria japonica (Japanese cedar)
Lineage: Eukaryota; Viridiplantae; Streptophyta; Pinopsida; Cupressales; Cupressaceae
Product: leucine-rich repeat receptor-like protein kinase PXL1
Exons: 3
Coding region: 1-918 (305 amino acids)
Source: RefSeq, a predicted model, not a curated record
AUGGCAGUUAUAGGUUCAUUGGGGGGUUGGGAUUACACAUUCCAACAAGAAUUCCGAGCUCCUUAUAUCCACUCCCUGCUACUCUCUUGUAAUCCUUCUUUGACGGAAAUUCAAAAAGAAGUGAUUGGGAGUAUGACCGCUCUCAGGGUCCUGGAUUUUACACGGAAUGCCCUCCAGUCGUUGCCAAAAAACAUGGGAUAUCAUUAUCGAUCUGAUAUUACACAACUGCCCUCCGACAUUUCUAAUUUGACUUCUCUAAAACUGUUGGACGUUAGUUUCUGCAAACAUCUACAGUACAUGCCUUAUGGGAUGUCACUCCUUACGUCUUUGGAGUACCUGGAUGCAUUUGCUUCAUCAAAUAUACAGUGGAACAAGUGCAUAGGGGAUCGGCUUCCAAUUAGCGAUUUGGGCACCCUAAACAAACUAAAAAAGUUGGGGCUUCAUAAUAAUGGUGAUAUAAUUCAGAAACGAAUGUUGGGAACCAUGAAGCAGAUAGAAAAUUCAUUUUGUGAAUUUCAAAAUCUGGGCUAUCUUAGUUUGUUCGGUUGUGGCAUGUUGAAACAACUACCUAACUUGCACAAUCUUCCAAGUCUAAAGCACUUGCAUAUAGUUGAGUGUUCCAACAUUGAGAAGUUUCCAGAAGAAUUUGGCAAGAAGGGAGGAUUUCCUAAGUUGGAGGUAUUUUCAGUGGUGAAUUUGAGGAAGAUGGAGCAACUACCAACAUUGGAAGAAGGAGCUCUACCUUCACGUAAAACAUUGACAAUAAUGCAGUGUGAGGCAUUGCAGAGGCUACCACAGUGUUAUUGGAAUUUGAAGAGUGUAGAGAGUGUAUUGUUGUUCAAAGGUUCUACUUGCGAUGACAAAGGAAGAAAACUUUAUCAAGACAAAGAUAACAUUAUCUACGAUAUAAACUUAUAA